This is a messenger RNA of Diorhabda sublineata, 1146 nucleotides long. RefSeq names its product protein takeout-like. The record is from RefSeq and is a predicted model, not a curated record. NCBI's taxonomy places the organism in Eukaryota, Metazoa, Arthropoda, Insecta, Coleoptera, Chrysomelidae. The transcript is spliced from 5 exons. Bases 69 to 833 code for a protein of 254 amino acids.
CAUAACUAUAACAAUAAAAAUUACAUUGUGAUUUUGAUUGACUGAAGUGUAGCAUUAAUAAUCUCAACAUGGAGCUUAAUACAUUUUUCCGUUGUUUAGUGUUACAACAGUUUUUGUUUUAUGUUGCUUCUGCGGCUACAGGAUCACAAAAAUUGCCAUCAUACUUCAAAGUAUGUCAUCAAACAGACCCAAAUCUAGCGAAAUGUAUUCAAAGUUCAGUAGAAAAACUACGACCUCUACUAAUCAAGGGAAUUCCUGAUUUGGGUAUACCCAGUAUUGAACCAUUAUCGAUACCAGAAGUUGUUAUUGAUCAAGGAACAGGUUCAGUAGCACUUCGAUCCGAAUACAAAAAUAUUAAAGUAUACGGUCCAUCAAAGUUCGUCAUCAAGGAUAUUAAAAUUGAUUUAGAAAAAGAUAAAAUGCGAAUUAAGCUGUUGCUACCAAUAUUACAUGUUGUUUGUGACUAUAACUUGGAUGGCAAAAUUAUGCUGAUGCCUAUAACUGGUUCAGGUUUAAGUACCUCAAACUAUACUAAUAUUGACGCAACUGUGACACUUCGAGUGGAAAAAAUAAAAAAAAAUGAUAACAUAUACUAUAAUGUCAAGGAUUUUUAUAUAAAUUUUGAUAUAGCAGAAGCCAAUAUACGAUUUGAAGAUUUAUUCAAUGGGGAUCAAGAUUUAGGUGAAGCCAUGAAUUUGUUCUUGAAUGACAAUUGGAAACAAAUUGCAAACGAAAUCAAACCAGUAUUAGAAGACAACAUUGCCAUGAUAUUGAAAAAAUUCGCCAACAAGAUAUUCCACAAAUAUCCAAAGAAUAUACUACUUCCCAAAUAAUUAAUUAUUUUUCAAACUUUGAUAAGAAAUUGAUAAUUUCUUCUCAAUAAACAUAUUUAGAUCCUCAUUUUAUUCGUUUUAGUAAAUUUCUAAAAAGUGAGAGAACAGUGUUGUGAAAAUUAUGCAGAACAGUCAACAAAAAUUGUACGGGGUGACGUGGUAUCUGGAACAUAUGCCGAUUUGCAACGGAAAUAGAAAUAUUGAGUAUAUAUUUUUCAGAAAUAUCUCUCAUUACAUCCGAUAACUGAUUUGUAUCUAUUUUCUAUUACUGUUUAAUAAAAUCCUUUCAUAUUUUUCCCCACUGCAAGUUGAU